Molecule: messenger RNA, 3592 nt
Organism: Harpegnathos saltator (Jerdon's jumping ant)
Lineage: Eukaryota; Metazoa; Arthropoda; Insecta; Hymenoptera; Formicidae
Gene: P5CS
Product: Delta[1]-pyrroline-5-carboxylate synthase
Exons: 7
Coding region: 698-3103 (801 amino acids)
Cellular component (GO): mitochondrion; cytoplasm
Molecular function (GO): ATP binding; glutamate-5-semialdehyde dehydrogenase (NADP+) activity; glutamate 5-kinase activity
Source: RefSeq, a predicted model, not a curated record
GUAGUCCUCCGACAUCGUGCCGCUGGACUCGCCGCUCGAGUUCAUGUCGUCCGGGCUCUCCUCUGCAAAGCCAAGUCGUUUAUCAUCGACGCGCGCGCGCACGCGAUCGUCAGUCAACGACUAUCGCCGUGGCUGCUCGACACCUCGGCGACGAGGCACGAAAUCGGCACCGCUUCCGUCCGUCGCGAGCCGUUCCGCUCCCCUGUGCUCUUCCCUUCGGCCGGUCCGGGUGCUGGAGCUGGCAGAAUCGACGAUCCGAUUGGACCGACGCGGCGUUACCAUCCUGUUUGUCCGCUCUUCACCUGGCCUAUCCAUAACCGCGAGAUUAACCGGUGAAGUCGACAACGCCAAUGUGACAUCUCGGCGCUAUUGCCGCGGCCAGGUAAUCAAUCUUUCCCGUAGUGGUCAUCACGGCGGGAAUUGGCGGGACUUUACGGAAUAAUCGAUUCUGCCAGUCGAGCCAGGUGCUCGAUAAUCAUAAUCUUGCCGCUCGUAAUCGUGGACCGUAAAUCUCCGUGCACGAGACCGUGUGUCGGGUCGGCCGCAAAAACUGAGAGACGGAGAGAAACGGCUGACUAAUCGUCGUCGGGGGGUCCCCCGAAGAAAAGGAAGAAGAACAAGGUACACCAGGCGGGCAGGCAGGCAGGCCAGGCCAGGCAGGGUGCCGCCAUGUAUUCGACGCUGUCGCUUACGAGAUAUGCCCGGCUCGGGCGUUACUCGCGAAAACUCGCCACGACGUCAGCGGGACUGCGCAUCCAGCAGCAAACAGUACGUGCAACAGCGAUAUUAUUAUGCAUCAUGUCCGACUCCCAACUUGUGCGCCGCCGUCGAAGGCGAGACAAUUCGCGAGGUGGCAUUGCAGGGCAACCUGCAAAUAUCGGAGGGAUCGCGACGACCGCAGACCCUGACGGAGCGCAGCGAAUUGAAAUACGCCCGCCGCUUGGUCGUCAAACUCGGCAGCGCCGUUAUAACGAGGGAGGACGAGCAUGGCCUGGCUCUGGGACGUUUAGCGUCCAUCGUCGAGCAAGUAGCCGAGUGUCAGAACGAGGGUCGCGAAUGCAUCAUGGUGACCAGCGGUGCGGUCGCCUUUGGCAAACAGAAGCUCACCCAGGAGCUCUUAAUGUCCCUGUCAAUGAGGGAGACUCUGAGUCCGGCUGAUCACACACGAGAGCAUGCAGGCACCAUGUUGGAGCCCAGAGCAGCCGCGGCCGUGGGUCAAUCGGGCCUCAUGUCGUUGUACGACGCGAUGUUCGCUCAAUACGGAGUCAAGCUGGCCCAGGUGCUGGUGACCAAGCCGGACUUCUACAACGAGGAGACGCGCAAGAACCUCUUCAGCACGCUCACCGAGCUGAUCAGCCUGAACAUCGUGCCGAUCAUCAACACAAACGACGCGGUAUCGCCGCCGCCGGUGGUCGACGAGGAAGUCGCCGCCGCUGGCGGUCGCAGAGGUAUUUCCAUCAAGGACAACGACUCCUUAGCAGCGAUGCUGGCGGCCGAGAUCCAAGCGAGUCUGUUGGUGAUCAUGAGCGACGUCGACGGGAUCUACAAUCUGCCACCUUGGCAGGACGGCGCGAGGAUGCUGCACACCUUCAGCUCCGAUCACAGAGGUACCAUCAAAUUCGGCGAGAAGUCGAAGGUGGGUACUGGCGGUAUGGAUUCCAAGGUGAACGCGGCGCUCUGGGCGAUGGACCGCGGCGUCUCGGUGGUCAUAUGCAACGGCACCCAGGAGAAGGCUAUCAAGAGCAUCUUGUCGGGCAGGAAAAUCGGUACCUUCUUCACGCAGACCACCGGCUCCUCCACCCCUGUCGAGGUGAUCGCCGAGAACGCUCGUGUCGGCAGCCGAACGAUGCAGGCGCUACGUCCGGAGGAGCGUGCCGAGUGUAUCAACACCUUGGCGGACUUGCUGGAGACCAAGCAGUCCGAGAUACUCGCGGCGAACGCGCUGGACCUCGAAGCGGCGAGCAAGGCGAGCCUGGCCAAGGCUCUGAUGUCGCGUCUCUCCUUGACACCAGCGAAACUCAAGUCCCUGAGCUCCGGUCUGCGUCAGAUCGCGGUAGACUCGCUGAACAACGUGGGUCGCGUGGUCCGCAGGACGAGAUUGGCCGAUGAUCUGGAGCUGCAGCAGGUCACAGUGCCGAUCGGGGUGCUGCUGGUGAUCUUCGAAUCCAGGCCCGACAGUCUGCCGCAGGUGGCCGCGCUGGCCAUGUCCAGCGCGAACGGGCUGCUGCUGAAGGGCGGCAAAGAGGCUGCUAACAGCAACAAGUACCUGAUGGAGCUCGUGAAGGAGGCGUUGAACAAGUUCGGCGCCGCAAAUGCGAUCUCGCUGGUGUCCACGCGCGAGGACGUGAGUGAUCUCCUCUCGAUGGAGAAGCACAUCGAUCUCAUCAUACCGCGCGGCAGCUCGGAGCUGGUGCGCACCAUCCAGGAGCAGUCCAAGCACAUACCCGUGCUGGGACACGCCGAGGGUGUCUGUCACGUUUACGUCGAUAAAGACGCGGACCUGGCGAAGGCCAUGCGAAUCGUUCGGGACUCCAAAUGCGAUUACCCCGCGGCGUGUAACGCCAUGGAAACCUUGCUGAUACACGAGAGCCUCAUGAGCGGCAGUUUCUUCACAGAUGUGUGCAGUAUGUUGCAGAGGGAGGGGGUGAAGAUCAAUUCUGGCCCAAAGCUGAGGGAACUGCUGACCUUCAGUCCGCCGGCCGCCAAGAGCAUGCGAACCGAAUACGGCGCGCUUGAGUGCACGAUCGAGGUGGUCUCGGACGUUGACGACGCCAUCAAUCAUAUCCAUAAGUACGGCAGCAGUCACACUGACGUCAUCGUCACCGAGAAAACUGACGUGGCUGUGCAUUUCCAGCGGGAGGUGGAUAGCGCUUGCGUCUUCUACAAUGCCAGCAGCAGAUUCGCGGACGGUUAUAGAUUCGGUCUCGGGGCAGAGGUUGGCAUUUCUACGGCGCGUAUACACGCGCGUGGUCCGGUAGGAGUCGACGGCCUACUGACGACCAAGUGGGUGUUGAAGGGCGACGGACACGCGGCCGCGGACUUCGCCGAAGGCGGCAGCAAGAGCUGGCUCCAUCAGUCCUUACCUCUGUACGAAUCGGUGUGAAUUUGGCCGCUUCGAAGCUCCCGUGAUCUCGGAACAAUGUUGGGAAUCGCUCGUCGCAAAAAUGGAAUAAAAUGGAAUGCGUCCCUGGGAUAAACUAACGCGAACGAGCGGAUUUCUCAAAGAAGAAAAUCGUAUGUUGCGAGACAAUGUAAAUCAAAAUAAGCACACGUGAUAUGUAUACUACUGUUAACUAGUUCUUAUUUAUACCAAAUUGUUCUUGCUGUGUAUACGCGUAUAUUAUACGAAAAUCGACGACACGAAAAGCAACGAUGUAACGAAAAUAUUGUAAAAUUUCGAGUUUUUACGCGUAAAAUUAGUAUUAAUGAAAAUAGAUAUACGACAUCGUUUCGAGAAAAGCGAUUAUAAGAAUAUAAGCGAAAAUAAGAGCGAUUGAAGAAUUGUUCGAAACUCUCCGAUGCCUCGGGAAGGUAUCCGGUGUCUUUGACAUUAUUUUUAAUAAAUCCCAAGUCCGAGGAGAAACAACAAAGA